GUAAACUGUACGCUCAGAAGUACAGGAAGGAGUGGGAAUCAAAUCCUGAAUUCUAAGGCUGGUUGAAGCCGUUUAUUGGAGAUGAUACACGGGCAUAUUGCCUGUAUUGUAAGGCUGAUUUUUACGCCAAACUUUGUGAUGUAAAAAAACAUAUGGCAACUCAGAAACAUACUCAACAGGCAAAGCCAUAUAACAGUUCCACCCAAAGCAAGCUGCCAAGUCUGCUUUGAUUGAUUUGCAGUUGUGGGUCUGUAUUAUAUCAUUGUAUUACUACUGUUAUGAAAGUCACUCUAGUGCAUUGUUCAUUCUAAGGUGGUGUUUAUCCUAAAGAUGUAUUGUUCCAAUGAGCAUUCAUAAUGAACAACAAAUACGUGUAAAUGAUCUGUCAAACUACGUCAUCACUAGUGGACGAAGCAUGUAUCGCUGGCUCUAGCAAGUUCGUACUUAUGGUUCAUACAAACAACACAACCCGACAGAAACAAUGGCCUCAGAUGAUGCAUUCAAAGUGUCUUCCCUAAGGGGGAAAGUGACCCUGAUCACAGGGGCCAGCUCGGGCAUCGGGGCCGGCACCAGCGUCCUAUUCGCCAAACUCGGAGCUCUGCUGGCUCUUAACGGCCGCGACGUGGAAAACCUGAAAAAAAUAUCCAAACAGUGCACUGACUGCGGAGCUGCCGAGCCCUUGCUUGUCCCUGGAGACCUCACUGAUGAAGAGGUGGUGAAGAAGACGGUGGAGCAAACUAUUUCUCACUUUGGCCGGCUGGACGUCCUGGUGAACAGCGCUGGUAUCCUGGCCAUGGGUAGCAUAGAGACAACAGACCUGGCUCAGUAUGACAAGAUCAUGAACAUCAAUGUCAGAUCUGUAUACCACCUAACUCAGCUUUGUGUGCCCCACCUGAUCAAGACCAAAGGCUCCAUCGUCAACGUGUCCAGUGUCAAUGGGCAGAGAUCAUUUCCUGGUGUGCUGGCCUAUUGCAUCUCCAAGUCAGCCAUUGAUCAGUUCACAAGCUGUACAGCACUUGAGCUGGCACCAAAGCAAGUCAGAGUGAAUUCUGUCUGCCCUGGUGUGAUCAUCACUGAUGUCCACAAGAGAGCGGGACUAAAUGAGGAGCAGUAUGCCCAGUUUCUAGCGAAAUGUAAGCAGACCCAUGCCCUCGGUCGCCCGGGGGAGGUGGAGGAAGUGGCACACGCCAUCGCCUUCCUGGCGUCUGAUGCUGCCAGCUUCAUCACUGGAGUCAACCUUCCUGUUGACGGGGGCCGCCAUGCCAUGUGCCCCAGAUAGGAUCAUGCAUGUUGAGAUACAGCAGCCUGAUAAUAUAUUGCUUUCAACAAACAA
This is a messenger RNA of Eleginops maclovinus (Patagonian blennie), 1333 nucleotides long. RefSeq lists its product as uncharacterized. Gene Ontology annotation, molecular function: oxidoreductase activity. NCBI's taxonomy places the organism in Eukaryota, Metazoa, Chordata, Actinopteri, Perciformes, Eleginopidae. The record is from RefSeq and is a predicted model, not a curated record. The coding region runs from base 482 to 1279 and encodes 265 amino acids. The transcript has 8 exons.